AUGACCGAAACACAGUCAUGGCGACCAAAAGUCAUUAUAUUCGACCUUCUUACCGCCCUUCUUGAUUCUUGGACACUCUGGGAUGCAUCUACACCAUCCGGCACCGCAACCCAGGGUCGACCUUGGCGCGCAAGAUAUUUGGAAGUGACCUUUGGCCAGGGCACUUACGUCCCAUAUGAGCAGCUCGUUCAUCAAGCCGCAAACGACGUUGGUCUACCCGACUCGGCUCCCACGAAGCUAUUGGAGAAUUGGAUAAACCUACAACCUUGGCCAGAGGUUCCUAGAGUUUUGAAGCAACUUAGAUUGCAAGGAUAUAUGCUUGGUGUUGUGACCAACUGUUCAAUAUAUUUGGGGAGGCUUGCAUGCAGUAGAGCUGGUCAGUUUGAUGCUGUAGUUACAGCGGGGGAGAGUGGGUUUUAUAAACCUGCGCGGGAGGCUUAUCAAGCUAUUCUGACGGCCAUGGAUGUUGAAGCCGAGGAUGUUUUGUUUGUUGCUGGUAGCGCGGGAGAUGUGGAGGGGGCAACAAAUGUAGGCAUGAAAGUUGUUUGGCAUAAUAGAGUAGGUCUUGCCAAAAAGGGGGAUGCUGUGCCUUUAAAGGAAGGGAGAAUAACACUCCGAAGUAUCUCUGCAGUCCUUGUUAGCAUAGGUACAGAUUUGGGUCGUCUGUCCAGUAAUGAGCAGGAACUGAUCACCUCCAUCACCUCUGGUGGUGCAUUAGUCGUCGCAGUUACCACGGGAUUUACCUGCGAUAAAUUCGGGCGGAAACUUGGUAUUUAUUUUGCCUGUGUGCUGUUCCUGAUCGGCACCAUAAUCCAGGCCGCUGCUUUCUCCCUCGCACAGAUGUCAGUAGGCCGCCUUCUUGUUGGCCUGGUCGUCGGCAUCGCUGCGAUGGUUUUUCGACUCCAUAUCGCUGAACUCGCCCCCGCACGGUAUCGUGGCUGGAUGAUUGUUGCGGAAAACCUCUGUGUGGCUGGGGGUCAAUUCAUCGAGUACGCCAUCGGGGCUGGGCUUACUGACGCACCCAAUGGUUGGCGCUAG
Molecule: messenger RNA, 1038 nt
Organism: Penicillium angulare
Lineage: Eukaryota; Fungi; Ascomycota; Eurotiomycetes; Eurotiales; Aspergillaceae
Exons: 2
Coding region: 1-1038 (345 amino acids)
Biological process (GO): transmembrane transport
Cellular component (GO): membrane
Molecular function (GO): myo-inositol:proton symporter activity
Source: RefSeq, a predicted model, not a curated record